AUGUCGUUAUCCCAAUCGUCUGUGAUGAAAUUAUACCAAUCUGUAAUUGAAGAUACAAUAAAUAGCUCUCGAGAAUUUUUUGCGGAAGAAGGUAUUGACGAUCAAAUUUUAUUGGAAUUGCGUCAAUCAUGGGAAUCUAAAGUAAUGGCCAGUAAAGCAGUUGAUGCACCACCUCCUCAAGAAGUGGCCCAACUUCCUAAAACUGUUACCUCAACUGUUGUUAAACCAACUAAAAGUCAAUAUGCUCCUACUAUAGUCAAUAACUCUGUUCAGCAAUUAAAAAUGGUCCAACAACAAAAAAUACAACAGCAGCAGCAGCAACAGCAGCAACAUCAGCAGCAACAUCAGCAACCACUUCAGCCACAGCAGCAGCAACAACUACCACAGCAGCAACAACUACCACAGCAGCAGCAACAGAAGCAGCAGCAGCAGUUGCAGCUGCAGAAGCAGCCACAGCAACAACAGCCACAACAACUACAACAACAGCAACAGAACACUCUGGUUUUACCUGCAGAUUAUGCAAACAAAUAUGUACCUAUUCAAAUAACCUUACCAGCUCAGACAGGUUCCCAAGAAACGGGUUCUAGAAUUCUUUCAAUUCAAGUUCCAAGUUCUGCCAUACAAGGAAAUAUGCUACAGAGUAUACUUAGUGGUCCAGUAAUAACUAAUAGUAUGGCAAUGGCUACUCCGUUAGCUACAUCUUUUUUACAACAGCAUGUCAAUAAUGUUCUUGCUGCUCAAUCAAUUUCAAGUGUUCAGACUGUUGUUCAACCAGAAUUUUUAUCAGAUGUACGAACUACACAGCAACAGCAGCAGCAGCAGCAGCAGCAGCAACUUCAACAAAACAAUCAAUCCUUUAUUAGUGGGAAUGUAACUGGUGGUGUUAAAAGAACUAUUGCUCAGAUAGACGGAGCUAAUGAUUCUUCAACUUCAGAUGAUGACGAUGAUGAUGACGAUGAUAUAGAUGAUGAUAUUGGUGAUAACGAUGAUGAUGAUGAUGAAGAUGAUGACAAAGAUCAGAAUAGUGCUUCUGAUGCUGAGCCAUUAAAUUCUGGUGAUGAUGUAAGUGACAUUGACAAUGGUGAAUUAUUUGAAACUGAAAAUGUUAUUGUUUGCCAAUAUGAUAAGAUUACUCGUAGCAGGAAUAAAUGGAAACUUUAUUUUAAAGACGGUAUAAUGAGUUUAAAUGGGUAUGACUAUGUCUUCCAAAAAGCAACUGGUGAUGCUGAGUGGUAA
Macrosiphum euphorbiae (potato aphid) is the source of this 1236-nucleotide messenger RNA. NCBI's taxonomy places the organism in Eukaryota, Metazoa, Arthropoda, Insecta, Hemiptera, Aphididae. The record is from the annotation of a GenBank genome assembly.